Molecule: messenger RNA, 6289 nt
Organism: Hemicordylus capensis (graceful crag lizard)
Lineage: Eukaryota; Metazoa; Chordata; Lepidosauria; Squamata; Cordylidae
Gene: CLEC14A
Product: C-type lectin domain containing 14A
Exons: 1
Coding region: 1-1377 (458 amino acids)
Biological process (GO): cell migration
Cellular component (GO): extracellular matrix; external side of plasma membrane
Molecular function (GO): extracellular matrix protein binding; extracellular matrix binding
Source: RefSeq, a predicted model, not a curated record
AUGACAGGACGCAUUCUGGCGCCUCUUGUCCUGCAGCUCUUCACCGUGCUACGGGGGUCUGCUGAACCCGCGCAGAGCGACCGCGCUUGGUGUCACCGUUCUGGAGCUUGUUACAGUGUCCAUGUGGCCAGCCUGAAUUUCAACGAGGCCCAGGAGGCCUGCCACCAGCGUGGGGGAGGCCUGAGCACAGCCAGCGGCGAAGCCGAGCUGGAAGCCAUCUUCGCUCUCCUGAGAGGGCUUGCCCGGGAGACAGGCACCUCUUCCUUUUGGUUGGGCCUGCUCAGGAAACCUCCGCAGUGCACCCGCAGAGACCUGCCCCUACGGGGUUUCUCUUGGGCCUCGGCUUGGCCUCAAGAGGUCUCGGCUAACGGGACCAUGGAGACCCCCUACUGGGUGAAAGAGCCGGCCAUGUCGUGCCUCAAGCUGAGAUGCGCCGGGCUGCACAUGGCUGCCGCUGCUGCGAGCGGGGAGCAGCCUGUGCAGCGGUGGGGCCUGAAGGAUCACUCCUGCAACCACGUCAAUCCCGGUUUUAUCUGCAAGUACUACCGCUCCGAGGCGGGGUGCCCAGCGCUGCACGCGCCCGGCGCUCGCAACCUGACCUCUGUGCUCCCUUACCAGGUGCAAAGCACCGCUUUGGAGUUCAGCCCGCCGGGCACGGUGCUCACCCUCGCGUGCCCCACGAGGGAGGCUCGCUUUACGUGCCGCCUCUUGCUCGACGGCGUCGGCUACCAGUGGGAAGGCACCGCGGAUAGACUCUGCUCCUGCUCCAGCGGCAACUGGAGUCUUAGCAAGGCAGGCUGCGUGGAGCCUGCGGGCUGCGUUGGCGCCCAGGGUGUGUUCCUCUGCUUGUGCGCCUGGGGCUCCCGCUUGGCUGCGGAGGUGAAGUCCUGCUGGCGGGCGGAGAGUGGAAUAACGGCGGGGACGCCUGGGCUGCUGCUGCUGCCGGCUCAAAACAGCUCCCUGCCGGAGCCCUUUCCCGACGUAGUAGUGCGCAUUUCCAACAGCAGCAUUCCCGCCGAGGAUGAAACACUCCUUGCUCCUGACUCCUCCAGCUAUGUCUUGAUCAUUUUGAUCACGCUGGCCGUGGUGAUCUUGUUGAUCCUGAUCAUGGUCGCGCUGCAGUGCUGCCAGUCCUGCUACAAGAGCUGCUCUUCCAAGGGCUCUCUACCCGUCAAAGACGGAGUUCUAGUUGCAGCCAAAGAAGGCGACCCAGAGGCCUCCGCCACCCGCACCAACUCUGUGCAUUCCCUGGUGGGGCCGAGCAAGGAAGAGUCGGCAGAGGCUUCUUCGGAGGGGGAUCUGGAGUCCUUAGAUGGAAAGGUGGAGAUGGAACAAGCGCAAGCAGACCUGGGCUAUUCGCUAGCGAAAACUGACUAGCAGUUAUAAAGAAACUAUCUCCCCCCCCCCCCCCCCCCGCUUUCCCCACCUUUACUAGAUAUUUGUGGAUUACAAAAGAAGAACUGUAAGUUUCAGGUUUAUUUUUAGGGAGACUUUCUUCUCUGCCUGAGAAAGGGGACUAGCUCUAUGUUCUGUGGGAGCUUGGCAACAAACCUUUGAUGGGAAUCCCAUCUCCUCCUUGCUUCUUCCCACAAUCGAGUCCUCUAAGCUUCUGGGUGACAGCGAGAGAGUAGGGCACACACACACCUGAGCCCAUGGAAGGAUAGGGCUACACCCUGCAGCACGAUUGCUGCUUGUCAACCCAUCCAAGCAAUUAAGUGAGCACUGGAGGAAGUUGCAGGGAGUAGUUGCAAAGAGUAGCUGCUGCCUCCACCCUCUCUUCCCUGGCUGUCCUUAGAGGAAUGUUGGUCUCAGGGCAACAGGAGGGGUGUGGGGGACUCUGGUAAGAAGCCAUGGCAGCACUGAGAUUUGGGGCCCUAGUGAUGUGGAGAUUCCUGCUACAAUCUCCACCACUACCACCGCCGCCGCCUGGAGCAGCCACCCUCCAACUCAGCCAGCCCCGCAGCAUGCUCUGUUUUGCCAAGAAGAGCAUGCUGCGGGGCCUGGCCUAGUUGGAGGGCAGCCAUUGUGUGGCAGGUGGGAGCCAUGCUGCCAGGGCACUGCUUCCACUUGGUUGCUCAGUUAUCCUCUCUUGCUGUGUGGUGCAGCAGUAAAGAUGGUCUGCCGAGUCCACUCGAGAGAAGGUAGCCAGGGAACAGGAGAGAAAUGAGCAGAGUUGGUGGAGAUGCCAAGGAGCUCUCUUGUCUCUGCACACUCUCUCCACCGGAAUGGCAUGGCAAGAAGUUGCUGUACUGUCCAGGGAGAUUGCUUUCAACCUCUGUGCUGCUUAGAGGAAGAGCACAGGUGAAUGAAUGAUUGAGGGGAGGCAGUCACUAUGCUUUGCUGUUAUCACGCACUUGUUCCCCUGUUUAGGCAGAAGGUGAUCUCUGUUUAGAGUUGCCAUGUCCCCCGGAAUUCUGGGUUUCACCUGGAUUUUAAGCAUCUCACCCAGAUUGCUUAGCCCACCCAGAUUCACCUGGAUUUCAGCUUUCAUUUUAAAACACACACACACAACUAAGCUCUAGCCCUUGAAAAGUGGUAGGGUUGUGUGUGUGUUUUUUUUUUUUCUGUUUCGAUUUGUACCAAAUCCAAAUCAACCCAAUCAAUCAAUUUUGUAUUUUGUCCGAAAUUAACCCUUCCGAAUCAUCUCAGUUUUGUUUUAUAUCUGAAUUAAUCCAAAUCUGAAUUUAUUCAGAUUUAAAAAUGGGUCACAUGGUCAAAAUAGUGGGGGGGGGGGUAUAGUACCCAAUGAGUGGAAGCUACCACAAAAAUUUCAAAGGAAAUGGGCAGACGGCUGAUUUUUGGUGAAUUUUUGAAGUUUGCGCGUCUUUUAGAUUUUCCCCAUAGGAUAUGAUGGAGGUUUCAGGAAAAGUAUAGCUUCACGCGGGGGGCGGGGACAGAGUGGAGUGUGGUUGGUCGUAGUUCCCAGUUGGUACAAGGAAUCUACCACAAUUUUUUUCCAGAGGAAUUUGGCAAAGGGCUGAUUUUUAAAGUAUUAAUGAAAUUAUGCGUCUUUCAGAUUUUCCUCAUAGGGUAUAAUGGAGGUUCCUGCAGUCCCAUAACUCCACUUGAGGGGCACUGGGGUGGCCCAGAGCAAGUGGCAGUGUAGUGCACAUAGGGUGCCAACCACCCACAUGGGUUGCCCACCCAUAAAGUACAGGGUUUUGUUGUUCUAGAGGUGUUCUGAGAGUAGAUUCUCUAGUAGCAUAUGAGAGUGGAUUCAUGGUUUCUCAUUAAAAAUCUCAUUUGCUACCAGAGAAUCUAAACUCAACACCUCAGAAACAACAAAGCCCAGUACCCCAAUGGGUUAGCAAUCUAGGAGAGUGGUUGGCACCCUCUGUGCACUACACCACCACUCGCUUCGGGCCAUCCCAGUGCCCCCCAGGUGGAGUUAUGGGGCUGCUGAAACCUCCAUUAUUCCCUAUGGGGGGAAAUCUUAAAGAUGCGUAAACCUCAAAAAUUCCUAAGAAAUCAGCCCUUUGCCCUAUUUGGAAUCUGGGUGCACCACCCUUGGGGCACUGCCACCCAACCCACUGUUUUGCCCCUGAAGCCCCACAUAAACAAGUUGAAAGAGUGAAGAGAAUGAUGAACAACAACACUUAAUUUUUUGGCACAGUUAUUUGAGAAUUUUGCAGCAGGUGGGAGCCUGUCCCUGUGGCACUAGUACAGCAGCACAACCCAUUUGUGGAUUCAAGCAAUCUUUCAAUAAAAACACUCCCUCCCCAUUGAACAGUGACCACAGGUCAUUUAAGAUAGCAAGAUAGACCAAUGAACUGCCUUGGUACUAUGGAACAGCUAGAAAUGUUCAUUUAACUGAAGUGGAGUGAGCCGUAGCCCAAACAAAUCAUCCUACUGUUCAGAAUUGUUGAGAUUUAUCAUCACUGCAUUUCAGAAAGUGCAAAACCAUGGAUCAUGGUUACAAGAAAGAGAGAAGCAACUAAGAUUCCUGGGGAUGUCAAUAGAUUGACAGGGAGUAUUCCCCACCCCCUCCUUUUGUCUCCUGUAGUCCCAUCUGAAUGACCUGUCCCUGCAAUGGCAAAAGUUGUGAACCACUGGCUUAGACAUCAUGUCCCACUAAAUUACAUUGCGGCCUAAAUUACAUUAGACUGCUCAACUUGGGCAACAAAACUUAGACACCACUAUAACUCAAAAAAAAAGAAAAAAAAAUCAGAAGAAAAACAAAAUAGCUCUUCAAAAGACCCCUGAACAAGUCAAGAGAUUCUUUCUAAACCUUUGGAAAGAAAAACCUGUGUAAUUUCAGAACUUCCCUAACCAGCUUCUCAAAAAGCUUCUCCAGACAAUUUAUACCAUGGGUUUUAGCAAGAGCUUUGGAAUUGCAUUGAGCUCCCAAAGAUAUUUGGGUAUUUCUGUCUCAAAAUGCUGUCUUCCAAAUCCCUUUGCAAGGUCAGUUUGCAUUUCAACACAUACUUAAGUAAACCAUUCAUGCUCAACAGCUUUUUGCAUAUCUUAUCUUCUGCUAAUCACUCAGUGCCUCAGCUGGAGUGGAGAGAGUCAGAGAAGUCAAUUUGAAUUGCAAUGCUUUUCCGAAGAACAAAGCAUUCUGUCUGGAACACAGUCAUUUCGAUUUGGAAACAAAAAUCUCUGUUUUUUAAUUCUUGAUUUUGUUUUGGUUAUAAAACCUCCGAAAUUGCCAUUUUCGGGCACAAAACGUUUUGUACCCGAAUCGAAAUGCACAAGCCUAAAAAGUGGAGUUAUGGAGCUAAGUGUGCAGUCACUAUUCUGCUCAAAAGUUAUUUGCAAGCCCAUUUCUUCUUCUGCAUGAUUCCCAUCAUCCACUACGUUCAUCGGGGGAGGCUCGUCUGUGGCUACCUCCAUGUCGUUUGGUGGCCACCCAGGGACGGGCCUUCUCUGUUGUCACCCCGAGACUUUGGAACGCACUUCCCGUGGGAAUAAGAGUCUCCCCAUCUCUAGUGGCUUUUAAAAAGGGUCUAAAGACUUAUCUUUUUACCCAAGCUUUUUAGCUUUUUAACUUUUUAAACUUUUGAUUGUUUAUUAUUUGUUUUAAAUUGUUUUUAGUAUUUGUUUGUUGUGAACCGCCCUGAGACCUUGGGUUAGGGCGGUAUAAAAAUGUGCUAAAUAAUAAAUAAAUAAAUUUACCUAAUAUGCAAAUUAGGCACCCGGAGUUGACAAGCCAGAAUAUGGCAACCCUAUUCUGUUCACCUUGUCACUCUCUCUGGGCAAUGGUGUAGUGGUGCUAGUCCAAUGCUCAGAGUCAGGCAAUCCAUUGAGGGGAGGUAAUGAUAACAUUACAUCCUUUGAUGGGGCACAUUUGUCAGCACCAAGGAACCCCAAUACAGUCUGGGAAGUUCUAUAACUCGGGCACUUGCAGCCCUGUCUUACGGGCACACUUGGCCAAAUGAAAGUUAUUCUUUUCUGACUCCAUGUGUUCAUUACAUGCUAUAGGUUAAUCCAAGCAAAUCUUGCUUGACAUUUAGAAUUUAACAGGCCGUGUGUAUGCUUAAGGACACUUUUAAAAUCUCCAUUAACAUCUAAACUGUUUGCCAGCCUUGCACAUGGGUUGCCAGAUGGCCCUUAUUUUAUAGGAAUAACCUUUAUUUCACCACAUCAAAACUUAAAGAACAUGAUACCACUACUAAAUCACAUCUGAAGAGACAGUCUGGUUCUGUAGUGUUCCUAAUAUUUGAGCUUUGUACCUGUCAGCAUCUCACAUGCAGACAAUAAGGGAAGAAUCUCUAGCACAUGUGAAAAAGAUGGAUGUCUGUGUUUAAUCAUUCACUUAUUACCAUGGCUUACUUCUUACAUUUUAUAGAACUUCAGCUUCAGUAAUGGGUGAAAUAUUUCAUGCUUGUUCUUGGAUUAACAGGAGCACUUGAGAAUUUGAGUAAUGCUGAAAAUCAGUUUACUUUUAUGUGGUUUCUAAUGCAUAGUGUUGGUAUAUAAUGAAUAGUAUUUGCUCCCAAUAUGAGGAAAAUGAGUUACUGAAUGGUUCUCCAUAGCACCCAAUAAGAACCUUUCCUCUCCUUCCCUGCUGUCUCUGUGUUGGGUGAGCUGCAACUGUACCUGCAUAUACCACUGUGUCCAGAAGCCCUCUGAAUAUAAUAAUACAGCUGCCUAAUCAUCCUCAGGCCUCAUGCAUAUUGAUAAGAGUACAUCAGAAGGAUACAGACUUGUUGCAUUUUCAAGAUGAAAGAACUGAACACAUCUUACUCAAACAUCCUUGGAUUACCUCUGCAUGAAUCUAGACAUUACUGUUUCAGGAACUGUAGUCUGUAAUUAUAAGUAGAUAUCCAUGAAACAUUUUUAUAUUUUG